Adineta ricciae is the source of this 2595-nucleotide messenger RNA. The record is from the annotation of a GenBank genome assembly. Lineage: Eukaryota; Metazoa; Rotifera; Eurotatoria; Adinetida; Adinetidae.
AUGAAUCCAUUGUAUGCGGACGUCAAACAUUUUCCGAUACCAAUUCAAUUAUGUUUUCAUCCAAAUGAAAAAUUUGCGUAUCAAUCAAUGAAAAUCUCGGCUACUUCUCGCUGUAAAUCCGCGCUCAAUCGAAGCGAUGAGUUUGGUUGUAAUGUUCUCAUGUAUUCACUUCGAUGUCGACGUUACAAACUAUUUGAUUUGUUAUUAAAUGACAUUGCAAUGGAUAUCGAUCUUCGGGCAAAAGAUCGACAUGGAAACACAAUUGUUCAUUAUGUCAUUGUAUACAGCGAAAGAGAAAAUACAGAAUUACUCGAGAAAUUAAUCGAAAAAAUGAAUCAAUUUCGAAUUGAUGUCGAUCAAAGAAAUACUUUUGGAUUUACACCAUUACUGUUGGCGAUAUAUUCUGGUCGAUACGAUCUUGGUUUAAUUCUUUUAACUAAAUCUAAUGCUUCGCCAUUCGUUCGAGAUUAUAUUCAAUUGAGAAGUAUCGGUGAUUAUAUCGAAAACGAUGUAAAACAAAGUAAAUGUAUUUCGAAGCUUGACAAAAUUCGACCGUAUUCCAAUCCAGUAACUCGUGAAUCAAUUCGUUUUCGUCUUCGACUUUACCAAACAUUCCCAUCGCGUCCGGAAACUUCAUGUUCGGGUUUAAACGAAAACUUCUUCGAAAACAUUUUCCCACAAGCUGUGCAUGAUCAUUCAGGAUCGAUGCGUUCCUCGAUUUUAUUCAUGUUUCAUACAAACAAUUCAAUGUCGAAUCUAUCACAUCUCGUUCAUCAUUUAAAUCAACGUUUUCCCGUACUUAACAUCACACGACGACAAAUCAAAGUCAAAAUUGAACAGUCUGGUGAUCAAUUUGAAAAUUCCAAAACCAAUCUUCAUUUGAUUCUAAGCUUCUUUGAUCCAAAUCCCAGACCGAAAGCAAUUCCACCAAAGCCGAUAACUGCACAUGAAAAAGGAUUAGGUCCAUUCAAACGUGCAGGAACAAAGUUGAAAAUAUGUCAUUCUCUAUCUCGAUCUCAUGAAAAUUCCAAAAUUCACUAUCUCACUUCCAGUCUCGAUCAGAAAUUUUUAGUCAUGCAUUCCAUAAACUCCUCACAUCGUGCAUCCGGAGAUAUUCCGUCGUCGAUGUCAUUGAGAGAAACUCAUAUUUAUGAUAUCAACAGUCUGUCGGACAAGGACAAGUUCAAGUUACUGUCAGCCAAAGCUCUUGAUUACAUUGAUCAGCAUUGUGCCGUAUCGAUUCGUCUUGAUGGAAUUUAUAUUCCAGCUGAAUUAAGGCAAUUGCUUGACCAUAAAAGACCUCUUCAUUUAAAUGUAACAACUCAAGAUGCAUUUUCAUUUGAGACAUUUAAACGAUGUGUAACAACAUUUUUAUCAAGAGAACGUGAAUGUGAUGAAAAUAAUCUUGGGCAAGGAAAUUGGAGUAUCAUCGAGCAAGGAUACCAAACAACAGUUAUUACGGGAUAUGUUUUCGAUGGAAUUAAAGGAUACAAUGUACCGAAUUAUGUCUUUGAGAAUUUGGCUUAUUUUAUUCGAUGUCUUCGUCAUCAAUAUCGAUGUAUGGUCACACUUUCAUGUGAAUCACCGGUGGUGAAAUUAUCGUCGAAAUUAACCGUUUCCAUAACACAUGAAUCACCAAUAAUUCGUCAUCUUGCUGCAACUUACAUGCAAAAAUCGAUGGUGUCAGCUGUGACUCAAUGCGAAAUGUAUCAUGUAAACCUUAUUUUACAUCAAAAUUUAGAUAUGUCACCAACUAUUGGAACACCUCCUCGACUAGUUCAGCCACCUGCAUUGAAUGAUGCGCGUCUUCUUUUACCAACACUAACACAAAAUAUCAAUAAUAAAUGGGACACAAUGUCCUUGUCUGAUGCUGCACCGAUCUGUGAUGAUCCAUUAAAUCUCAAUGAUAUCCUUCAAUCAGUUGCACCAGCAUCAUUUGGACAAAGUUCAAUACAAUCAACACCAUCAGUAAGUCAUGCAGCCAUGACUCGUCAAUAUCCUUCCACAUCUAUUACACACAACCUUACAAAUACAUUUGAUCAAAUGAGACUUGAUGAUUGUCGAUUAAAUCAACGCUAUUUAUCAAAUAGUACUGAAGCCGUGAGCCCGACAGGGACAACUACGGGUAUCGAUGAUUACCCACACGAAGCUCGUCAACGUCGUGCACCCGUUGAUCAUGCAUCACAAUUGGGAGCGAUAUCCGAUGUUACAGACGAAGAAGAAAGCGCGGCUUGGCGUGUCGAUCAACGUCCAUUUCAUACGCAAAUUCGUACACUUCAACAUCGUUUUUAUUCGUAUGGCAUCCGUGUCGGCGAAGAAUAUUCUCGAAUAACCUCGAUUUUAAAUAUUCCUCCCUUAAUUUCCAUAACGGAAACAGCUCGAGAACGGAAAAUUGGAACGAAAAAACAAUGGUACUUCUCACUUUUACUCGAUGGUCAUUUAAUGUUAGCCUACGUUUGGGAUUCCAAGAAAAACGAUGCCAAACGACGUGCUUACGACACCAUGGUACAUCUGCUCAAUACUACACACGAAUUUGCGAUCAAACCAGUGAAAAAUAACAAAUGGAAAGUUGUUAAAGCAACCCGACAACGUUGA